Messenger RNA from Astyanax mexicanus (Mexican tetra), 3963 nucleotides. RefSeq names its product tumor necrosis factor receptor superfamily, member 1B (gene tnfrsf1b). Lineage: Eukaryota; Metazoa; Chordata; Actinopteri; Characiformes; Acestrorhamphidae. The record is from RefSeq and is a predicted model, not a curated record. The coding region runs from base 139 to 1491 and encodes 450 amino acids. Gene Ontology annotation, molecular function: tumor necrosis factor binding; tumor necrosis factor receptor activity. Gene Ontology annotation, biological process: extrinsic apoptotic signaling pathway; regulation of T cell proliferation; negative regulation of neuroinflammatory response. The transcript is spliced from 9 exons.
GUGGCAGAGCUGCAAAUCUCAUUUCCUGAUCGGGGCAGACGCAGCUCAGCUCUGAAACGCGGCUGUGCGCGCGCGCGGCUCUGCUCGGCUCGGCUCGGUUCUGCUGGAUGUGGAUCUGCUGGUUCUGAUGGUGUGAAGAUGGAGUUUGUGCUGCAGUUCUUCUUCUUACUGUGUGUUUUCUCAUUUGUCUCGGAGGGAAAGGCGUACACUCUGCCCUAUGAACUGAAUGGAGGAGAGUGCAGGAACACUUCCUCUGAAUACACUCCCACGGGUUCAAAACUCUGCUGCAGCAAAUGCAGGCCAGGAUUUCGACUGCAUACGCCAUGCACUGCUUCAAGUGAUACAGUCUGUGCCAAAUGCAAAGAGGGAACGUACUCGGACUCAAUAAAUUAUCACCCAAACUGCUUCAGCUGCAGAACGUGCUACCGAAAUAAAAACAUGGAGUACAUCAAGACCUGUACCACAGAGAGUAAUUCUCAAUGCGAGUGUAAGAGUGGGUGGUACUGUUCUUCACAUAUGCGUGGUGAAUCCUGUACUCAGUGUAAAAGGCUUGCAACAUGCUCCCCUGGAAAAGGAGCCAUAUCACCAGGAUCACCUACAACAAAGUGUAUGGACUGUGUUGAGGGAACGUUCUCUAAUGAAACCAGUUCCAGGGCUUGCCAGCCGCACACACAGUGUGAGGCAGAGGGGAAAGAGGUGCUGCAUCGUGGUAAUGCCACACACGACACUGUGUGUAAGACCCUGAUACCUCACACUACCACACCCACCCGUCCCCCUCCCACCACCACCACCACCACCACCACCACAGCACAGACAACUCCACUGGGUGACACUGCGCCUCCGCCUCGCAGAGUUGUACAACCCACCACUCUACCAAACACUACCCUGAAAGGCAAGCCCACUUUAUCUGACAGCGACAUCAUAUUAUACAGUAUUAUAGGUAUUGUUGCUGUUGCCAUCCUGCUGGUGGUUUUGCUGACGUUAAUUGUGAUGUGUCACAGGAAAGGUUUAGGAAAACCUCCAGUCAAAGAAGUCAUUCAGACUGAACUGGCUUUAGACAGCAAGAUGGAGUCUGAACUUCUGCUAGCAGACGGCAAAACGUCCUCCUCAUCGUCUGCGUCUUCGACCCCUGACAACCAGAGCCAGAGCACAGGAGACAGCCAGGACAACAUCCAUUCAGAGCUGCCUUCAGUCUCCAGCCAGUGUGUUAACUUCAGCUUCACAGCUACCAUUAACUGCCAGCUGAACCAGUCCCAGGGCUCCUGCAGCAUCCCCAUCCGCUCCCCGACCCAGCCUCAGCCUCAGCAGCAGCCCCCGCUGUACCCUCAACCCCAACCCCAGCCAGAACCUGAGACUGAGACCCACCCUCCACCGGCCCAGCCUGACCUCCCCCUUUCUCAAGAAGAGCAGCUUCUCCGCGUGUCCUGCGAAGAGGAGAACAGUAAAGACGCUCUACAGUCAGUGCAAGAGAGUGGGAUGACUGUGUGCUGAAGACGAGGGGAAGUCCGUCGGCUGCUGUAUUUCAGCCGCGAGCGUUUGAUCCAGGCUUGCGUGUGUGGGGGGGAUGCUGCUGCUGAACCGCUGCAUGCUAUCUUUACACACUGAGCUUGUUUUGAGUUUCAGUCUCAUCUGAACUCAACUGGCCCAGCCACUGUCUGUCUAAACACCUCACCACUUUUAUGGUCUCUUUUAUGGACCUGUGGACGGAUUUGACAUGAUCAGGUAGCCACAUUAUCCAUGGUUAGCCACAUUGGUGUUUAUGUUUGGUGUCAGUCAGCAGGUUUUUGUGUCAUUUUGUUUCAGCUGUGGUUUUAAACAGCAGCAGCCAACAGGCAAUGAGAUUCAGUGAUCGUACUGCCCUGUACUGACUUUCCUACAAGCCUGUUGGCUGCCUGGUGCUGCUGUAAAAGAUGUUAUUCAAAUUGUACAAUUUUGGAUUUUGACAAUAGUGAAAAUCUGGAAAAGAUUUAAAGCGUCAGCAGCCAGUCAGCAGAGUCUGAGAGAGCACAGUUGGUAAAGCCCUAUCUGGGUGGGUAGACGGCCCUGGUGAGGAUCUGGUGCUUUCUUUUCUUCAAGCUUGUUGGCUGCCAUCGUACUGCGAUCGUACAACGAUUAAGCUUUAAAGCCUGACUGUGAUGAUGGAGCUUUGCUCUAGACGACACAUGUCUAUGUUACGUCUGGAGAAAGUGGCACAACACGCGCUCCAGAUGUGCUGCUUGGGCGUAGGACUCAAACUCAAACAACUUGAGAACAAAAUGAGGACAUCUCAGCUCCGCUAUAACAGAAGCUUUAAAAAAUGGCAACUGUAAAGGAGAUGAAAAACUUAAAAAAACUUUAUGCAAAUAUUUUUUAUUUCACUUGCACAAUUUUGAAUUUUUGGAGUGACAACCUGCAAAACAAUAAAACAGGGCAUCAGCAGCCAGAGUCUGAGAGAGCACAAUUGAUGAAGCCCUAUAUGAGUGGAUAAAUAGUGUCCUCUCCUGUUAUUAGGGCUCGACGAUAUGGCAAACAGCUAUAGUAUAUCACAAUAUAAUUUUUAACUGCAGUCGAUACAAUAUGAUAAUUACAGUGCCGAUAUAAGCAGUAUAAAUGCCAUCACUCUUGGUGAACAUAAUCAAACCACAGACUAUAGCUGAUAGCUGAUACGGUAAAAAAUAUCAUAUCACAUAUUUAAAUAUUAAAAAACACAUAUUUUUACCAUACACAGUAUUUAUCAUAUUUUGACGCACAGACAAAAUCCAUCAGCAGUGACAGAUUUCACUAUUCUGCUAUACUUAAAAUGCUUUUUCAUACAUCAUAUUCUUGACAUGAUUAUUGUUGAAACAAUAAGCAGAUUUGUCACAAUAGGAUAAAAUAUGGAUAUACUGUUCAGCUGGCCUGCACAGGUGUCUAGUGGCUGGAGUAUCAAGAGUUGGGGAUCUGGUGCUUUCUUUUCUUCAAGCUUGUUUUGUGCCUGGUGAUGCUGUUAAAGAUUUUAUGCCAAUUGAACCAUUUUGCAUUUUGGCAUUAGUCUGUAAAAAUCUGGAAAAAAAAACUUUAAAUACGACAUCAGCAGCCAGAGUCUGAGAGAGCACAGUUGGUAAAGCCCUGUCUGGGUGGGUAGAUGGCGCUCUCUCUCACCUCAUUACAGUUGUAAUGCUCCCGUUCUGAUGUUAACUGACACAGGCGUCUGUUGGCUAAAGUAUCUGGAGUAAGAGUUGGGAAUCUGGUGCUUCUCUUUAAAUGUAUUGGCUGCCCAGUGAUGCUGUACAAUAUUUUAUUCCAAUUGUACAAUUUUGGAUUUCGAUAUUAGUGGAAAUCUGCAAAAUUUGAAAGCAUCAGCAGCCAGAGUCUGAGAGAGCACAGUUGGUAAAACCCUAUCUGGGUGGGUAGAUGGCACACAAAAAAAAAAAAUCCAGCGGUAUAAAGUGUUGCCUCUAUUUAUUGAUCAAUACUGGUUUGAAUCCCGGUCAUGCAGCUUGCCAUCAGCUGCUGGAGCCCUGAGAGAGCACAGUUUGCCUUGUAUUUAAAUAAAAUAUAGGACUUAUUAAAACAGAGAGCAACUAUUGGUGAUUAAAUGAUCUCUAGCAUUCAUUUGUUCACAUUAAACUAGCCAACAAGUAUUAAAGAAACCAAUCAGUACAAUCAUACAAGAAACAGAUACAGGCCUUUUUUUGCACAUUUCUGGACACUGCUGCCAAUAAAGGUCAGCAAAGAUAAGUAGAUCAGAUAUUCUUGUGCUGUGAAUAGAAGAGAACCUUAAAUUGCACUUUACCCCACCUGAACCUUUGAAUGUGUUUCUGUGCUGUAUACUAGACGCAAGUGAAAGCAAAUGAUGCCACAGACAGGUGACCGACGCCCCCGAGUGGUAAAACGAUGCAUCUGCACAUUAAGUGGGCCACUGUAAGAGUACCUGCCCAUGCUUUUUUUUUAUGUCUAUGCACUGUACAUUAUUUUUAUACAAAUAAAUUUUAUAUAUACUUA